Molecule: messenger RNA, 2493 nt
Organism: Cyprinus carpio (common carp)
Lineage: Eukaryota; Metazoa; Chordata; Actinopteri; Cypriniformes; Cyprinidae
Product: SLAM family member 9-like
Exons: 5
Coding region: 708-1688 (326 amino acids)
Source: RefSeq, a predicted model, not a curated record
AGUUAAGAUACGAGACGAGCUGCAAACCACAAGUUGAAAAAAAUAAAUACAAUCAUGCAAGAAAAAAAACUCUGCACUACAACACAGUUCCUGCUCACAGCCUUCAUCCUGUUUUUAUGAGUGAAAGAACUGAAUUUCCCCUGAUAGCUACUGUAAAGACGUCUCAAGGACUGAUACCCACGCUGAGUUUAGGCUACUGUUCAUAUGAGCUCAUCACUGAGGCAAUAGGGCUAGGAGGACCCCUAAAGGGCGGAGCGAUUUUAUCCAGACGAAGUAAACGAAAUUGAAGUCUGGAAACUGAAAUCAAGAAGUAGCCUAGAGUUUUCGAUACUGUUGGCUAUUUCGUUUUUCUUCACAGAAAAAAAAAAAAAAAAAAAAAAAAAAAAAAACUCGUGCGUUUUUAAAAUGGAUGGAUGUGCUACCACAGAUUUCAGGAUAUAAUAUUUCAAUCGACGUACAGUAAUAGGCCCACGCAAAUCUUAAGGCUAUAGAUCUUAUUUAUUUUUAUUAUUUGUAACCCAUCUUAAAAAUUUAAAGUGAAAACAAUACUUACGUAACUGCUUUUAAUAUAGGCCAACUGAUGGCACUAUUGUCCUUGUUGUAAGCGUAGUAGGCUACUUUUAAUAUCUGCCUCGACUUUGAUAGUUUUGAAAAAAGCGGACGAGCAAACUCGCGCUACUAAAUCAUGAGGAGAUCAUUAAUUAGAUAUGUCGGGAACUGUGAAUAUGGUUUAUAAAUCUUUUUUCCUCUGUCUAUGGAUUUGGUUCUCACAUGGUGUGUUUGGUGGUACAGAUGUAAUGAAGUCAUUAUCAGUGAUGGAAGGCGAUUCUGUCACUCUAAACACUGAUGUUAAUGUACAGAGGGAUGAUCAGAUACUGUGGAUGUUUAAAGUUAACAAUUCAUUCACUCGUAUUGCUGAAAUCCACAGACAGAAGAUCUAUAUAGGUGACAGUACUCUGGCAUUCAGAAAAAGAGUGCAGAUGGACAGCCAGACUGGAUCUAUGACCAUCAGAAACAUCAGAACUGAACACUCGGGACUUUAUAAACUACAAAUCAUCAAAGAUGAAGUUACAUCCAAGAGUUUUUCUGUUGCUGUCUAUGCUCCUCUUCCCAUUCCGAUCAUUACCAGAGACACUUCAAAUUGUUCAUCAUCUGAACGUUCAUCAGUGUCCAGAUGUGUGCUGCUGUGUUCAGUGUCGAACGUGAGUCGUGUGACUCUCUCCUGGUACAAAGGAAACAGUUUAUUGUCCAGCAUCAGUGUGUCUGAUCUCAGCAUCAGUCUCUCUCUACCUCUGGAGGUGGAAUAUCAGGAUAAAAACACCUACAGCUGUCUGCUCAACAAUCCCAUCAGCAACCAGACUCAACAUCUGGACAUCACUCAACUCUGUCACACAUGUGCAGGACCAUUGCAACAGUCACAGUCGGUGGUAUUAUUAAUUAGUUUAGUGGUGGUGCUGGUUUUGGUAGUUGUGGGGGUGAUAUACUUUAACCGCAGGAAAUGCAAAAUUUCGAAACAAGCAAGUUCAGAAGUCCAGACUUGUGAGGAAGAGGUGCUUUAUGCCGAAACAACAUUUUGUGCACGCAGUGUUCACAGUACGGUAAGACACUGUAUUCAGUGUGCAGUGAAUCUGCAUAAACUACAGAUGUCGAGAGAGACACAUGCGCUUGAACACGUGACAAAGCAGUAACUGUGCCAUCCUGUGCUGCUGUCAGUGUUUGUACUUAUUUGUCUGCGCAUGAUGUGGCCUUUCAAGCUAUUUAAACCACUCUUUUUAGCUUAAUGUCUGUUUAUGCUUUUUUCUGCUAGGCUUCAAUUGCACAUGGUACCAUCCCCAAGGCACAGUGCAAUAUCCGCUAACUUGAGAAACACGUUAUACCAAAAAUGGCUUCUCAUUUCUCAGAGCUAGUAUAGGGUUUGGGAAGGGUGUAGUUUUUUACCUUUAAAUACAUUUAUGGGCAUUUUCUGCCUUUAUUGGGACAGGACAGUAGAGAGCUGACAGGAAAGCAUUUGGUGGAGAAAGAGAAGGGGGCGGGAUCGGCAAAGGACCUCGAGACGGGACUCAAACUCGGGUCGCGUAUGUCUGCGUACUAACCACGAGGCUAUUGGUGCCGACGUAGGUUGUAAAUUUACUUAAUACCAUGAUUAUGCCUCUGAAAAGCCACAGGCAUCUGUAACAGACAAACAGUCAGUGAUCAAAUCACAAAAGAAUUUAUUAUAAAUCCUGAUGAUUCAAUAGCAGCUGAAUGAAAUCCAGGAAAGCAGUGCUGGAACUGCCAGUUGACUUUUUGCAGCUCUACCAGUGAUUAACAAUGAACAGACGAAAAUGAAAGUGUUUUUAAAAUGCCCCAAAAGCCCCGAAAUACCCAUCAAAAGCCAAAAGAAAUGCUCUGUUUGAAGUAUUCACUCUGUGGUAAAAAUUGUGCAUGUACAUCUUGCCAGUAUUUAAGAAAGUUAUUUAAAAUGAUUGAAUAAACAUCAUGCUUUUGCUAUCA